CGUAUGCCCCUCGAUCUGGAUUUCCUAGAGUUUAUCUGCACUCAAGAACUUGUUUUUUUAAAUGCCUUAUCUUGUCAGGUAGAUGUUCCCCCAAAUAUUUUGGAUGCGAUGGCUCAUUUGCACAGACUAAUUAAUGUACAAAAACAAAGUGAAGAACAACAAACAACUGUUGUGCAUUUUGAGCAAGGGCCAGCUGGGCGACAACGGAUGGUCAUAUCCUCAGACUACCUUUGUAGUCUUUUAGAACUCCAUCUCCCUGUCCCAUGCAUCGCCAAACUCUUGGGUAUAUCCAGACGGACUGUAUAUCGACGGAUGGCAGAGUCUGGUCUUUCAGUGAGGGCAUCAUACACCACCAUGUCAGAUGAUGACUUAGACCAAUGUGUGAGAGACAUUAAAUCCAGGCAGCCUCACUCUGGGUACCGAAUGGUAAAGGCCCUUCUGCAAGCCAGGGGACUGAGGGUGCAGUAUGAUAGAGUCAGAGCAUCCAUGCAUCGCGUAGACACCAUUGGAAUGGCAUCACGUAUGGUCCAGCUAGGAUGCAUAGCUCGACGGACAUACUCAGUUCCUGGCCCUCAGUCUUUGAUGCACAUUGAUACCAACCACAAAUUAAUACGGUACAACAUUGUUAUCUUUGGUGGCAUUGAUGGUUUUUCUCGAAAGAUAAUGUAUCUUUGUACAGCUCCCAACAACCUGGCAUCUACCACACUGGCUUUCUUUCAGGAUUCAGUGGAGAAGUUUGGUUUCCCACUCAGGGUACGUGCUGAUCAAGGGGUGGAAAAUGUGGACGUGGCACGACUUAUGUUUAUGAUUCGUGGAACAGGAAGAAGCAGUUUCAUAUCUGGGAAGAGUGUGCACAAUCAAAGGAUUGAGAGACUCUGGAGAGAUCUGUGGACAGCUGUAACGUCCAUCUAUUACGAUGUGCUACACUACCUUGAAGAAGAGGGAUACCUCCACAUUUCAAAUGAAACACACCUCUUCUGCUGCCAUUAUGUCUUCCUGCCACGUCUGCAGGAAGAUCUUGAUACUUUCCGCAGUGGCUGGGACAAUCAUCCACUUCGAACGGAAAGCAACAUGACUCCUAACCAGCUCUGGGUUCUUGGUCGAACACACCAUCCAAUUCCUGAACCCCCCAGUACCUUGACAGAGGUACAUUUUAAUUGGAUAAUUUAAUGUGAAGCAUGUAUACUAUCAUUCACUUAAUUUGUAACAUAGCAGUCUGCAAUCAUCAAGUAA
This is a messenger RNA of Poecilia latipinna (sailfin molly), 1233 nucleotides long. RefSeq lists its product as uncharacterized. Gene Ontology annotation, molecular function: nucleic acid binding. The coding region runs from base 4 to 1170 and encodes 388 amino acids. Lineage: Eukaryota; Metazoa; Chordata; Actinopteri; Cyprinodontiformes; Poeciliidae. The record is from RefSeq and is a predicted model, not a curated record. The transcript is spliced from 5 exons. Gene Ontology annotation, biological process: DNA integration.